CCAUCUCACUUGUGCAAGAGAUAUACUGAAGGGCCUUGUGGGUGGUUAUUGUUCCAUCAGAGAUAGGCUGCAUUACAUCAACUGGUCUGUGACUUUGAUGCAUGAGGCAGAGUUGUAUGACCCAACAUGUGUUUAGUCAUGUCAAGAAUGAGGAAAGGCGUUCUAGAAAAGAAGUGAACAAGCCCACAUAGGGAACUCGGAAGGGACGACUCGUGUCAACUCAACUCCGUUACUCUCCAGGCAGCCAUGGGGACUUUCUUUCUGGUUUUUCUCUUUUUGUCAGCGGCAACAAACGUUUUCGGUGCCAGCAUCUGCACAUCACGAGGAGUCACCACUUGUCAACAGUGCUUGGCCGUUGAUCCUAGCUGUGCAUGGUGCUCUCAGGAGGAGUUUGGGAAAAGGGGAUCCGGCGCGUCCCGCUGUGACCUGAAGCAGGAUCUACUGGAUGGAGGAUGCAAAGAGGAUGCUCUGGAGUUUCCGUCCAGCACACUGAUUAUUCAGAAGGACGAACCGCUCAGCGACAAGGCCUCAGGGACUGCUAGUGUCACUCAGAUCAAGCCUCAGAAAGUCCACAUGACACUAAGACCAGGUGAUGCCAAGCAGUUCAUCGUGUCAGUGAAACAGGUGGAAGAUUACCCAGUAGAUCUCUACUAUCUGAUGGACCUUUCAUAUUCAAUGAAGGAUGACUUGGAUCGCCUUCGCACGUUGGGCAACAAGCUUGCCGCAGUUAUGGGCCGCACUACAAGCAACCUACGCAUGGGGUUUGGAGCAUUUGUGGACAAGACCGUCUCUCCUUACAUGUACACAUAUCCUCCAGAGGCAGUGGCAAACCCUUGCGAUGAAAUCAGCACUACAUGUCUGGCUCAAUUUGGGUUCAAGCAUGUGUUGUCACUGACAGAGAGUGUAGAUCGCUUCAAUGACGAGGUGGAUAAACAGCAGGUGUCUAGAAACAGAGAUUCUCCAGAGGGUGGAUUUGAUGCUAUCAUGCAGGCGGUGGUGUGCAAGGACAAGGUUGGCUGGCGUCCUGAUGCCUCACAUCUUCUGGUAUACACCACUGAUGCCAAAACUCACCUUGCUCUGGAUGGACGUAUAGCUGGAAUUGUUCAGCCCAAUGAUGGACAAUGUCACCUUGACAUUGACAAUGUCUACAACAAGUCCAAUGUGCUGGACUAUCCUUCCUUGGGGCUCAUGACGGAGAAAAUGUCUGAAAACAACAUCAAUUUAAUUUUGGCUGUGACGACCUAUGUACUUGAUCUUUACAAGAAUUACAGUAAACUUAUUCCUGGAACAACUGUGGGAAUGCUCUCCGAAGACUCAGGGAAUGUAAUUGAGCUCAUUGAGCAGGCUUACGCGAAUAUCCGCUCAAAAGUGGAACUGGAGCUGGUAGAUGUCCCAGAAGAGUUAACUCUCUCCUUCAACGCCUCUUGCACUAAAGGAGAGGUCAUCCCUGGACUCAAGUCCUGCUCUGGCCUCGUCAUUGGUGACACAGUGUCAUUCAGUGUGGAGGCCAAGUUGCGAGACUGCCCCAAAGAGAAGAGUCGCACAUUUACUAUUAAACCUCGAGGCUUUAAGGACUCCUUGGAGGUCACAGUAGAUUUUGCGUGUGGCUGCGACUGUGAAGCAAUGGCCGAAGGCAACAGCUCGCUCUGUAGCAAUGGCAACGGGACGUACGAGUGCGGCGUGUGUCAGUGUCACCAAGGUCGUCUCGGCCCACGAUGUGAAUGUUCAGUGGAAGACUACAGACCAUCUGACGAUGCCAACUGCACCCCAAAUCCAGACACUCUGAUCUGCAGCGGGAAGGGCGACUGUUUGUGCGGCCAGUGCUCCUGCCAUUCAAAUGACUUUGGUCAGGUGUGGGGCAAAUACUGUCAAUGUGACGACUUCAGCUGCGUGCGCUUCAAAGGGGCACUGUGUUCCAAUCAUGGGAAGUGUAGUUGUGGGUUCUGCCAGUGUGAUUCUGGCUGGAAAGGAGAGAACUGUAACUGCAGCACACGCAUUGACACCUGCUGGUCCAGCAAUGGCCUGCUGUGCAGCGGCCGGGGGAACUGCGAGUGCGGGGUCUGUCAGUGCACCCAGACUGGUGCCUACGGAGCAACCUGUGAGAAAUGCCCCACCUGUCCCGACUCCUGCGACAUAAAAAAGCCGUGUGUUGAAUGUCUGCACUUCAAAAGAGGACCGUACAUCAAAGACAACAGCUGCAGCAAAAUCUGCAAAGAUGAAAUUCAUGUCGUAGAAGAAUUGGUUAAAAAAGAAAAGGCAGUCAAUUGCUCCUACAAAGAUGAAAAUGACUGUGUGGAGCACUUCCAGUAUUACGAAGAUGAGAAUGGCAAAUCCAACCUGAAUGUGAUAAAAGAGCCAGAGUGUCCUGAAGGUGCAGAUAUCUUGGUGGUUCUCUUGGCGGUGGCUGGAGCCGUCCUGCUACUUGGCCUUGUUGGCUUGUUAAUAUGGAAGCUUGUAGUCACCAUUUCUGACCGUAAUGAGUUUGCCAAGUUUGAGGAGGAAAGAGCAAAGGCCAAAUGGGAUACGGCGAACAAUCCUUUGUAUAAAGGAGCAACAUCCACCUUCACCAAUGUAGCAUACAGAGGCAACUAACAUCCAAAUGCAAUGAAACUAACUCAGGGUUCAACGACAAAGAUGGAAUGUAGCAGCAGAGAGAUGGAAGGGAGGAAGAUCCUUUACACUGUCAUGUAUCCGGCUGCUGUAGCUGAUAAGUAGGUAUCGCUGUCAACAACAUGAUGUAAUAAUUGUACAUAUUGUAAAAAAUAACUGAGACUGUUUAUCUAAGGCUUCCUGUUUUACUUCAGUAUAGUACAUGUAAUUUGAGUUAUAAUAAUAAUAAUAAUAGACUUUAUUUGGCAUGGACAUCACAGAUACAAUGGACGAACCAGAUGCAUUGUUUAAGUGUUUUAGCAAGCAUGCUAGUUCUCAACCCCUGUCCACAGGUUAUCAGUGCCUUAAUCAGUUAAUAAUGGUUGUUCAAAACUUGUAUCAUUACCUCUGAGUCUUUUUGAGUUUGCUCACAUUUUUAGAUGAAAUUGAAAUCACCAUGACCGAGCAGAAAUAAGUCUGUGUCUUUUAGAGUCUAGCUGUUUCUUCUUGACUUAACUGAAAAGGGCAAUCUCAAACCAAAACAACAUUUGUCACAGUGGAGACAGUAGUAUUUGUAUUAUUAUUUGGAAAGGCUUUUAGAGGUUUUUGUGUACAUGACAUUACCUUUUUUUUUUUCCUAAAACAAACUUUUUUUUUGUGUCAUGAUUUUUAAAAUACAGCCGCAUUGUGUGAGUCUACUGUUGGCUUUGAAAAGGAGUGAAACCCCUUUACGACAGCCUCUAGGCUGAUUUGGUUUACAGUGAUGAUUGUGUUUGAAUAUUGUUUUUUGAAAUGCACAUGUUCCGUUUCUUUUUGCAUCAUCACCUGUUUUCAAGGUUUGCUUGGCUUUUUUAUUGUUCAUUUGAUUUUAAGCGUUGGUUGACCAUGUCGUGAUCUGCACAUUGUGUUACACUGAAACCACAUCUGUAUAUGAGCAAACUUUAUUGCACAAAUAGUACUGUCUCAUAUUUCUGGUAAUUUUAUGACAAAAACAAAACAUGUUACUCUUUUCAAACCACUAAGAGAAGAAUAGAGAAGAUGUGAUGUGCCUUUUUCCGUACAACUUGGACUCUCCUUAACUUCAUGACCUGAAACGUGUUCCAUUUAUCUGUUUUCAAUAGAAGAUGCCUUAGUUUGAUAGGCACAAGAAAUACCAAAUCAUUUAUUACACCUCACCUCGGUGUCUUUUGUGUGCAACUUGACAUUUGGGGUCAUUAAACAAUUUUCUGUAAAAGCCUAAGAAGAAAGUAAAAUUAUUUAGAUUUAAAAGCAAUACCAACAUUUCUUAAAAAGAAAGAAAGGCUAGGUUAUUCAUUUUUUUUUCUCUAUUCACUGUGUGACAUUGUAGACAUCACUUUUCUGAACGUACAUAAUAACUAAUAAUACAUUUUUAUCACUGUGUGAUUUCAGUGAGAAGCGGCAUGUUUCAUUCCAUCUUGUAGCUUCAUUAGGACAAACAGUGAGCUAUUACACAAACUUUUGGGGCAUCAUAAACACAGUACAACUCACGAAACAAUUUCCUGUUCUAUUUCCAGCCUUUUCCUGCCUGCUAAAAUUGAUUAAAUAUGUCAUCAGUCAUAUCAUGUCACAGUAUAUUUCCUGUUGCAUGCACCAUGUGGUCGAGAUUAAGCUCUCUGUCUGUCCACUUCUUUGCUGUACAAUCCGAGAUAAAUUGGGGUCACUUUGCACUUCCUCUUAUUGCACACAUUUUUUUUUCUUUCACCACAUCCUGAGACACCAGUGUGUGUUGUAUCAAGUUGUGUUACUACACUGUGUUGGUAUUUAAGUUCAGGAUGGUAAUAAAAAUGUACUUUCAGCA
This is a messenger RNA of Labrus bergylta (ballan wrasse), 4408 nucleotides long. RefSeq names its product integrin beta 3a (gene itgb3a). Gene Ontology annotation, cellular component: integrin complex; focal adhesion; cell surface. NCBI's taxonomy places the organism in Eukaryota, Metazoa, Chordata, Actinopteri, Labriformes, Labridae. Gene Ontology annotation, biological process: cell-matrix adhesion; cell adhesion mediated by integrin; cell migration. Gene Ontology annotation, molecular function: fibrinogen binding; integrin binding; fibronectin binding. The record is from RefSeq and is a predicted model, not a curated record.